AUGCACGGCUCAGCGCGGCCGGGAGGAAACGCUCAUGGAGAUGUGCCCUCUGCGUCUCUGCCGGGCACACCAGGAGCAGGUGGCAUGACACCGUCCAGUAGGCCGGCUAUAUCUGAAAAGACGUCGCCGGUCAUGGCGUAUCCAUUUCCAGCAACAGGCCAGAAGAACCCCUCAAACCCCAACUCGAUCCAUGGGAACGCUACUCGCGAGCCUGACGCACGAACACCACGAUUUCACCAAGUGACUGGAUCCAAACGACCAUUUUCAUACUCUGGCGAUGGGCCUCUAGAGCUAAAGCAUCCGCCGUAUAGCCAUCAUCAUCCUUCGAAUAGUCUUCCAAAUACCAGUACAAUGGUUUCUCCGCUGAAGGCUACUGCGCAGCCAGUUCGACAAAUCGAUACGCGGCAUCACAUCACUGGCCCAGCGCCACCAGAGGACUAUCAGCGACACUCAGAAGUACAGCAUCAUCCUCGUCCCCACUCGCAUUAUCAUCAAGGCCAUCACGGUGCGCCUCACCCUACUCCUCAACAGACCACGGCAACUACUGAGGGCGGAUCAGCUUGGCCGGACAUGAUGCGACGCUCAGGGAUGGGGGGCCCUAAUCUCAACUCGGACGGCCAGCAAGCCUACAUGACCUUGCCUGGUAGUGAAAUCCCGAUUACGGUCCAAGUUGACUAUUCCCAGGCGUCAAAAAAGGCGGACGAGAAGCGCCAGCGAAACGCAAAGGCCUCGACGCGGCACCGUAGGAAAAAGAAGAAUAUUCAGGAAGAGAAUAUUCGCUUGUUGCAGGAUAUGAAGGACGACCAGGAGGCAAUGGCUGACCAGAUCACAAAUCUGCAGCGCCAGCGCGACUUUUACCGUGAAGAGCGCAACCGCCUCAGAGAAGUUGUCCUACACACACCCGCCAUCAGCCAGCAUGCCUCUGGACCGCCGAGCCCGGUUUCGACCAGAAGUGUCAAUUCGUACGCGGAUCACAGCCCUCUCGGGGGCCAGUCACGAGUGCUACAUACACCGAAUCAAGGGUAUAUCAGUGAAACAUCGUCUGUCGAGCGGCCAGCGCAGCGACGGAGAACCGACGAUCGGCCUGAAUACUCUACCAACUAUUCUACACAGUCUGGACCGCCGCCGACGACGCUUCCUCCCAUGCAUUCUCACGGACAGAGCAUGCCGCCUCGGCCCAUGACGGCACACCCGACGACGCACCAGGAGAGACUUCCGCCGCUGCGAGCCAUUGAUGGGCCGCCUCCCCACGAGAUGCAUGCAGGACAUCCCACGCACGAGAGGGACCCAGCCACUGGUGACUGGCGAGUUACGCAGGGGAGGCCUUACGAAACCGGCUGGGCUACCCCUCGAAACAUUGACACGCACCCACGAUGA
Cordyceps militaris CM01 is the source of this 1377-nucleotide messenger RNA. RefSeq lists its product as uncharacterized. The transcript has a single exon. Gene Ontology annotation, biological process: regulation of DNA-templated transcription. Gene Ontology annotation, molecular function: DNA-binding transcription factor activity. Bases 1 to 1377 code for a protein of 458 amino acids. Lineage: Eukaryota; Fungi; Ascomycota; Sordariomycetes; Hypocreales; Cordycipitaceae. The record is from RefSeq and is a predicted model, not a curated record.